AUGAGUUAAGAAUUUUAAUGUGCAAUAUGGAGAUCAUAUUCAAAAAAGUGGAAAUAAAAAAAACUCUAAAUAACGUUAACUCAGAAGAAUGAUAUUAAAUAUCUGUUGAAUGGGAAAUCUGAAAAUAUGUAAGUUAAUACUAUGAAAAAAGAGAUGUCUAAAAUUUUUCAGCAAGUCCAGAAAUUUUGAAAAAACUAGAAAAGCUCAAAUAUAUUGAAUUGUGGGGAAAUAGCAUACCGAAACUUAAAAAGGUGUAAUAGUUUACUGUUAAUUGGAAAUUACAAAAACUUGUAGAAAUAGGUGGAUACUACACUUAAGAUGGAUUAAAGUUGGGAUUAUGGAAAGAAUUAAGCUAAAAUUAUUGGACGUAUAUAAUAGUUGUUUUUAAACAUAUAGUAAAGCUUAAGUUUAUGAAAUUGGAGAAUAUUUCAAUAAUUUAAGAACAAAAAGUUGGGUAUAUAUUUAUUAUGAUGAAAUAAUGUAUAUCAAAAUAUUUAAUUAUUCAGAGGUGGUGGAUAGUAUAACAAAAAUGGUUAAAAGGAUGGCAAAUGGAGAGAAAUAGAUGAAUUUUCAAUGUAAAUAUCAAAUCAAUUAGUAGCUAAUCCUAAGUAUUUUAAGAUGGGGAAUACAAAAAUGGUAAAAAAGUAGGCAUAUGGUAUUUUUGUAUAGAGGACUGGAGAACAAGUUUACUGAAAAUAAUGUAAUAAUGAUAAUCAUAUCUUUAAAAUAUUAGUGGUGGUGGAUAAUAUAUAAAUUAAUGUGAUGAUGGUUCUAUAAAAAAUGGAAGGUGGUGUGAAUUGGGUUAGGGAUAUGUUUCAUAUUCAUAAAUCUUUCUUGAGGGUUUAUAUAAAUAGGGUAAAAAACAUGGGAGAUGGAACCUUUUAAUUGCUAAUGAAAAAAUGUAAUAUAUUUGAAUUACAAAAUAAUAAUUUACUUAGAUUUAAUGGUGGUGGAAGCUAUGAUGAAGUAAAUGGAUAAUUUGAAGUUAAGAAUGGAAGAUGGGUUGAAUAAUCAGAUAAUUAUAGUUACGACACAAUAAUAUAUGAUGGUGAAUAUUAAAAUAAUAAAAAAAUUGGUAGAUGGAAUAUUUUGUUUGAGUUAGAUAGUAGAUCAUCCGUUAAGUUAGUGUAAGUAUUUAAACUAAUUAAUUUUAGUGGAGGAGGAACAUAUAGCUUUUAAGAAGGAUUAGACUCAGUUAAAAAUGGAAAAUGGAUUGAAUUGCAUGAUAGAUUUAGAGAGUAACAACAAAUCACUUAUGUUGGCGAAUAUUAUAAUAAUAAUAAAAUUGGUAGAUGGGAUACUUUUUAAUCUGAUUAUUGGAAUACUAUUUAAAUGUAAAUUGAAUUAAAAAUAUUAAAAAAUUUAAGUGGAGGAGGGUCUUAUUGUGAGAAGGAUUUUAUUAAAAUUGGAAGAUGGAUAGAAUUGAGUGAUGAUUUUGAAAAAUCUAAAGUAACUUAUGAAGGGGAAUAUAAAAAUAAUUACAAAGAUGGUAGAUGGGAUAUUUGUUAUUAUGAUGGAUUUGAAAAGAGAUAAGAAAGGAUGUAAUUAUUCAGAAGUUAUUCAUAGUUGUGAAGGAUGGUAUAAAUAUGUAAAAUAGCUUGGUUCAAUUAAAAGUGGUAUAUGGGUGGAAAUACGUAUGAAACAACGUUUUUAAAAAUGUGCUAUUUUUUAAGGGGAAUAUCAAGAUAAUUUAAAAAUUGGUUAAUGGAAAAAAUUCAAUAGAUAUGGCCGAACAUUUUAAAUGUGGUAUUAUAAUUUAUCAUUAAUUGUCUUAGUGAGAAUUUAAAUUAUGAUUUACAAGGAAAGUAAAUAUAUCAGUCUGGAAAGUAUUUUUAUUUCUUUAUUAUUAAUAGAAAUUCUUAAGUUAUGUUUGCAGGAGAAUUUAGGAAUGGAAAAAAAGUAGGUAGAUGGGAUACUUUUUAUACAUAAUUCAUGCAUAAUCCUUUUAAAUUAAUGUAAACAUAAUAAAUUUAUUGUGUUAGAGGUGGAGGUGAAUACGAAUAGGUUAAUCAAGGUGAUUCUCUUAAGAUCGGUAAAUGGAAUGAAUUGAGUGAUGGAUUUUAUGGUUAAUCAUAAAUUAUAUAUAAUGGAGAAUAUAAAAAUGGAAAUAAAGUUGGUAGUUGGGAUAUUACAUUUAGGAAGAAAGAGAAUAAAAGUUUUUAAUACAUGUAAGGGAAUUGAGUAUUUAAUUAAGUGGGGGUGGAAAAUAUGUGUAUAUGGAAGAAGUGGGUUCAAUUAAAAUUGGAAAAUGGAGAGAAUUGAGUGAAAGAUUUUACAAUGGAUCGUAAGUGAUUUAAGUUGGUGAUUACAUCAACGGCUAAAAAAUUGGUAGAUGGAAUCUAAAUUUUAGAAAAGAUGAACAAGAUAAUUUUGAAAUAAUGUAUUCAUAAAUUUAAUUAAAUUUAGAGGAGGUGGAUUAUAUGAUAUAAAUAAAGAAUUAGGCUCAAUUAAAAUUGGAAGUUGGAUUGAACUGAGUGAUGGAUUUUAUAAAGAGGCACAAUUUACUUAUAAUGGUUCAUAUUAAAAUAACAAAAAAUUUGGUAAAUGGGAUAUUAUGUAUAGGUAGGAGGGGUAUUAAUUUGAAAAAAUGUAAGUAAUAAAUUAAGAAUUUUAGCGGUGGAGGAUCAUACUCUAUUAUAAAAGGAUUAGAUUCAGUUAAAACUGGAAAGUGGGUUGAGUUAAGUGACGGUUUUUUUAGCAAAUCUUAAGUAAUUUUUUAGGGGGAGUACAUGAACGGUGUAAAGUAUGGCAAAUGGGAUAUUUUGUUCAGGAAUAAAAUCAGUGAGCCAUUUAAUUUAAUGUAAGUACAUAAAAUACUUAAAUUUAGUGGAGGAGGUUCAUAUGAUUUUGGAGAAAAAUUAGGUUCAAUAAAGAAUGGAAGAUGGGUUGAGUAAACUGAUGAUUAUGGCUAUGGAAUAGGAUUAUCUGAAGCCUUUCAUAUUGGUGAAUAUAAAUAAGGGAAAAAAGUAGGGAGAUGGGUGGAAUUAAGAUUAUCAAAAAAUAGAGCGGGAGAUGGUUUUAAAAAAACCGUCGAAGUUAAUUAUGACAAUUGA
Molecule: messenger RNA, 3053 nt
Organism: Paramecium pentaurelia
Lineage: Eukaryota; Ciliophora; Oligohymenophorea; Peniculida; Parameciidae
Source: the annotation of a GenBank genome assembly